This is a messenger RNA of Puccinia triticina, 270 nucleotides long. RefSeq lists its product as uncharacterized. The record is from RefSeq and is a predicted model, not a curated record. Bases 1 to 270 code for a protein of 89 amino acids. The transcript is spliced from 2 exons. NCBI's taxonomy places the organism in Eukaryota, Fungi, Basidiomycota, Pucciniomycetes, Pucciniales, Pucciniaceae.
AUGGGAGCGGUUGAGGUCAAGCGAGUACAAUUUGCCGCAAAGGCUUCGCCGUGGCCUCCCUCCUCUGAUUUGACCAACCCAAGUGAGCCGGCCAAGGGCAUCCUCACUGUCAAGGAUACCUCCAAGCUUGAAAUUGUCCCGCGUCAAAUCGAGGUGGCGGAGAACUUUUUCUCUGAAUUGAAUAUAGCGGGACAAUUCUCUACCGACGUCCAUGAAUGUAGGCUCGCGGGGCCAUUGAGCCGGAACCUUUUCCGGUGCGGCAAGCUUUAA